CUUAAGUGGAAGGUUCAUUGGAAAGAAGGCAAUCAUUUUUGAGAUUUCUUUUCAUACAGGUCAUACCCAUGACAUCAAUAUGAAUUCACAUAGUCUACAAAAGAUGAAAGUCCUCAUUUUGCUGCUUUCUGUAACAUUUAUCCAUGCUGAACACAGAGGACGUGAUUAUGAAAAAUCUAAAGUCUGUAAGGAGUUCGCCAAUUUGGGGAAAGACAACUUCCAAUCAUUAUCAUUUGUCCUAUACAGCAAAAAGUUUUCCAGGAGCACCUUUGAAGAAAUCAAAGCCUUAGUGGAUGAAGUUGUCUCCUUGACAGAAGAGUGUUGUGAUGUGAAUGCUGCCCCUGACUGCUAUGAUACAAGGACUACAGAAUUGUCCAGUAAGUCCUGUGAACAUGACGCUCCAUUCCCCAAACACCCAGAUACUCAUAAGUGCUGUGCCCAAGAAGGUCUGGAACGAAAACUCUGCAUGGCUGCUCUCGUGCACCCACCCCAAGAAUUCCCAACCUACAAGGAGUCAUCAAAUGAAGAAAUAUGUGAAUCCUUCAGGAAGAAUCCCAGGGACUUUGCUGAAAAAUUUUUACAUAAAUUCUCUAGCAGUUAUGGACAAGCUCCACUCCCACUGUUAGUAAGUUACACCAAGAACUAUCUCUCUAUGGUGAGCACCUGCUGCGCAUCAUCUGACAUCACAGCUUGCUUUGCUAAAGAGACGUUUCAGAAUAAAUACCUAACACUACUUACCAUACUGUCAGAUCGAGUCUGCUCAGCAUUCACUAUCUAUGGGAUGGAGAAAACGAGGUUCAGCUACAUUGUCAAGUUUUCCCAAAAAGCUCCAGCAGCUAAUUUAGAAGAUGUGAUAAAAGUGGCUGAAAGCAUGACCAACGUUCUCUCCAAGUGUUGUGAUUCCAUCAUGGAGGACUGCAUGUCUAAAGAGAUUACAGAAUAUACUGUAAGUGCUUGUGAGCAUUUAUCUGACAAGGAAAAAGAGUUCAAAAAUUGUUGUGGAGAGAAAAACCCAUUGGAUAUUUUCUUGUGUACUUAUUCAAUGCCAGCUGCCCAACCCAUCAAACUUCCAGAUAUUGUCAAACCCACUAAUGAAGAAAUAUGCAACACAGAAAACACUAAUGCAAUAGAUAGAUACACCUAUGAAAUAAGCAGAAGGAAUCCAUACAUACCAGAAGUGUUCAUCACAAAAGUGCACAGCUUAAGCAAGGAAGUUCUGAGUGAAUGCUGCAAAGCUGUUGAGCCACAGGCUUGUCUGAAGUCCCAGAGACCAUUAGCAAGAAGUGAAAUUACCUCAUUCUUAGCCAAAGCAGAAGAACUCUGUGGUGAUUACUCUCAACUUACUUUUACUGAGUUCAAAAAAAGGUUGACACAGCACUUUAAGACGAACUUUCCUAAAGCUAAUUCCAAAAAUAUUAAGGACAUGGUUGAAAAUCGGACUGACUUUGCCUUCAAGUGCUGUCAGAUGAAUUCACCUCCACUGUAUUGUGGUCCACGGAUUGAUGCUGAAACUAAAAAUUUCUGUAGCCAUGACUCAUGUCUAUUGACUUCGCGAACAAAGUGAUGAAUGGGCCCUGAAGACCUAAACUGAAAGGAAUUUGCUAAGCUUUUGGAAGAAACAGCAUCAAUUUCCCUCCCCACUACACAGAUUCUCCCCAGAAUCACAGAAAUGUAAUGGAUGUGCAAUCAAAAACAAUUGAUAUGAAUUGUAUACCAAAGAAAUGCUAUAAAAAGUGCUGUCAUACCAAUGGCCCCCUGGUCUCUGAAAGAUUAUUUAUUCUUUUGCUACAGAGACAAUAACACAAAGGGUCCUGCCCUAAGAAUAUGGGUUCUCAGAGGGCAGAGAUAUUUUCAUUUUUGCCCUUGUAUCCUCAAAACCCACAAGGAGCUGGCACAUAGCAGGUGCAUAAUAACAGUUUGUUGAUUAAUUGAUUUUAAAAUUCCUGUCCCUUUCAGAAUCCACAGGUUUUUUUUUAAUGAAUAAAAAAAACCAUUUAUUUUA
This is a messenger RNA of Monodelphis domestica (gray short-tailed opossum), 2002 nucleotides long. Its product is annotated as GC vitamin D binding protein. The record is from RefSeq and is a predicted model, not a curated record. Lineage: Eukaryota; Metazoa; Chordata; Mammalia; Didelphimorphia; Didelphidae. Gene Ontology annotation, biological process: vitamin transport. Gene Ontology annotation, cellular component: cytoplasm; blood microparticle. Gene Ontology annotation, molecular function: vitamin transmembrane transporter activity; vitamin D binding.